CUGCCUGGCCACGCCUCCUUUCCCUUUCAUCUUUCUCACUGACCAAUGGGCUUGGAGCAUUAAGGCCACGCCCCUAUUCUGCGUUCCAUUGGUGCCCUGGUUACGCCACCUGUGGCUCAGUUGCACAGCUGCCUGGUAGGUGACUGGAGGCAUUGAGCAGCGCUCACUGGUAUUUCGCUGAUGUGGCCCCAACCCCGCCUCCCUCCCCACCCCGCGAUGUCAGAAAAAACACAACAGGGGAAAUUGGCCGCAGCCAAGAAAAAGUUAAAAGCAUAUUGGCAGAGGAAGAGCCCUGGCAUUCCAGCAGGAGCUAACAGGAAAAAGAAAAUCAAUGGCAGUAGCCCUGACACAGCCACUUCUGGUGGUUACCACUCACCUGGGGAUAGCCAGUACCAAGAACUAGCAGUGGCCCUGGAUUCAAGCUCCGCAAUAAUCAGUCAACUCACUGAAAACAUCAAUUCACCGGUUCGCACAUCUAAGGAGGAGAAGAAGCAUAAGACACAUCGGGUACAGAAGCUUGGGAGGAGCUUGUUCAAAUUCAAAAAGCAGACGGCUGAACCCCUGGCCCCAGAGCCCCCAGCAGGGCCAUCUAAGGUGGAGCAGCUACAAGAUGAGACCAACCACCUAAGGAAGGAGCUAGAGAGUGUGGGAAGACAGCUCCAGGCUGAGGUGGAAAACAAUCAGAUGUUGAGUCUCCUGAACAGGAGACAGGAGGAGAGGCUACGUGAACAGGAGGAGAGGCUACAUGAACAGGAGGAGAGGCUGUGUGAACAGGAGGAGAGGCUGUGUGAACAGGAGGAGAGGCUACAUGAACAGGAGGAGAGGCUACAUGAACAGGAGGAGAGGCUACAUGAACAGGAGGAGAGGCUACAUGAACAGGAGGAGAGGCUACGUGAACAGGAGGAGAGGCUACAUGAACAGGAGGAGAGGCUGUGUGAACAGGAGGAGAGGCUACGUGAACAGGAGGAGAGGCUACGUGAACAGGAGGAGAGGCUACAUGAACAGGAGGAGAGGCUACGUGAACAGGAGGAGAGGCUACGUGAACAGGAGGAGAGGCUACGUGAACAGGAGGAGAGGCUGUGUGAACAGAAGCUGCCAGGGCAGGAGAGGCUGCUGGAAGAGGUGGAGAAGCUGUUAGAACAGGAGAGGCAGCAGGAGGAGCAGGAGAGGCUGCUGGAGAGGGAGAGGCUGCUGGACGAGGUGGAGGAGCUCCUGGAGCAGGAGAGGCUUCGGCAAGAGGAUGAGAGGCUGUGGCAGCAGGAGACUCUGCAGGAGCUGGAGAGGCUGCGGGAGCUGGAGAGGAUGCUGGAGCUGGGGUGGGAAGCCCUCUACGAGCAGCGGGCCGAGCCACGCAGCGGCUUCGAGGAGCUGAACAACGAGAACAAGAGCACACUGCAGCCGGAGCAGCAAGUAAAGGAGCUGAAGAAGUCGGGUGGAGCUGAAGAGCCAAGAGGCUCCGAGUCUGCAGCAGCAGCCAGACCAGUACCUGGAGCCCCAGUCCCAGGAGCUUGGGUGUGCGGACAAGCAGGGUGGACUCCCCAGGAGCACCCAGGCUUGAGUGGAGAAGCUGUUGGUACAGGAGAGGCGGCAGGAGGAGCAGGAGAGGCUGCAUGCCAUUCUUUUCGGGCCGCCGAGAACAGAGAGCUAAACAUCACCAUCAUCUAAGAGCGGGUCAAGAAAUUUAAAAAAAAAAAAAAAAAAAAAGUUUAAGGGGUUAAUAUCCUACACAAUUCAUUUACUUCAUUUGAAUGUUAGAGCCACUUAUGUUUAUUUGUGUUUCUAAUUUAUAGUUUAAAUUUAUGUUUCUAAUUUAUAGUUUAAAUUUAUUUGUGUUUCUAAUUUAUAGUUUAAAUUUAUCUGUAAAAAGUUAAAUGAGAGUGGGUCUUUCCCUCAUGUUCACUCUGGCAUCCUUUAGCAUUUUUUAAAUUUGAUAAUUAUAGGACGCUAGCAUGCAUAUCGAGUUUGCCCUUAUGUGAUGGGAGUUCAAACACACAAAGACCCACUGUAUGCACACAACUGUUCUUGCUGGUUUGGGAUAGGCUGCCAUGCUUUUUUAAUGUUAGUACAGCCUGUAUAUUCAUUAUGGAAUUCAAAUAAAAUUUCCUUAUGUUCUGCUGUUAUGUUUGAUCGAAUCCUAAUCACAGUGAGCUCUUCAUUAGCUCAAUAUGUGGUUUGCCCUCAAGUGCGCGGUCUAUUACUUUGUAAUAUGCCACUGUGAGUACUGACAUUUACAGUUGUUUAAAGGUGGAGCGCUGGAAACAGCCUUUCCCCCUUUUUCUGUGUAUUGGGGAUGGGAGUAAUAACAUUUUGGGGAGCUUUUUAAAUCUCCCAGAAGAGGAAAGUGGCCUGCUCUGGCAGGUGUGUGCAGGAUAGAAUAUGUUUCAUUUGUUCUGGUGCCAAGAAUGAGCACUGUACUACGGUAGUUCCCUUAGGAUUUGCAUGUGCUCUGGGCUCAUGAAGAUAUUGCAUCAUGAGCUGUGGCAGUUGUACUCUUUUUUGAUGACCUAAAAGGGGAUUAUUUCUGAGGAAUGAAAGGCUCCCAUCAUGACUGUGGAUGUGGAAAACCUUUUCUAGCUGAGAGCAUUUAUAUCUACAAUACAUUUUAAAGUCAGAGUUCGUGUUCCCUGUUUUAAUCACAUGACUACAUGUCCCAGUACACAAAAGGGCACUGGUUGGCAUUCUCCUUAAUGUAUUUAGUAAAGAUCAGAAGAAAUCCUUUAAGAGUUUAAAUGUCCCUGGAACAGGCAUACAGGCUCUAGUCAAGAAUGAAUUCGAGUGAAGGAAAGCUGCGUGACACCUGGCAUUCCUCUAUGUUCAUGGAGCUUACUUGAAGCUAGAAGAUGGAUUUUACCAUCUAGACCUCUCUGGCUAAUACCUAGUCUUCAACCAUCUGACAUAGGCAUUCUUUUUCUUGAAUGGAAAAGACUUUAAAAAUAAUAACAAACAUUAUUAUAAACUAAUAUAUGUGAGAGUACUUAAGUUGAAACAAAAAGGAAUUUUAGUAGACAGUAUUAUACUACAUUUGAAAAUCAAGGAGCAGUUUAUGCAACUUAAAAUGUUUACAAACUGCAGCGCAAUCUACUGUUUGUGAAUGUCAAAGUGUCAUGAGGAAAGUGUCUAUACAAUCACGGAGUUAUAUUUCCUCACAAAGUUCUUUACGAAGAGUGAAAUAUGUUUUUAUACCUCUCAGUUUCAGUUAGAGGCAUAUUUUGUGUAAUAUUUAUGUUAAUGUGCAUGAUCAAUGAAUUAUUUCAGUCAUAUGUUGCCUAUAUCAUAACUGGAUGAUGCUUGGGGAAGAAUCAACAGCUAAAACUUCAUGAAGUUCUAAUGUCUGUGUUCCAAAAUACAUCAUAUCAUUAGGAUGUAGGGAGAGAUGUAUCUGCGCUCCCUGGGGUGGGCAUUUCUAGUUACUAGACCAUCUCCACUUUUAGCAUUGGGCAUCCUCAUGAUACUUUUAUAAAUAUGACAUUAAUAGGAGAUCAAUAAUACGAUUUUACAGACUGAAUAAGAGAAUUGCCUGCAUUCACUUAAAGAUUGCAAAUAUUGAGCCCUUGUGACUUCAACUGACUCUUCCAGAUUGUAUGAAUUUAUCAAUGUAUUAGAUAAACUCAGUUUCAGAAUGAUAAAGAAAUACUGUUAGACCAAAUAAUGUGGCUAAUUAACAGUGGUAGGAUUUCCAGCCCAAGGGUUUAAAAUGGACUUAAGGUCCUGUUCUUGCCUUUUAUUUUCUGAACUUGCUGCUUUUGCAUUCUUUGAGUUCAGUUUAAAGACAGUUACUUUAAGUCCAUUUUGAACCCUCAGGCUAGAAAUCGUACCACUGUUAAUUAGCCACAUUAUUUGGUCUAACAGUUUUUCUUUAUCAUUCUGAAACUGAGUUUAUCUAAUACAUUGAUAAAUUAUUUCAAAGGUAUUUUUAUAGUUCAAAUCACUUCACUUUUACCCUGACACGUAUAAAUGACUAGGAAUGACCUUCAGAUAGCGUUUAGCAUCUGUAACCAAUCUGACAAUAAUGUGUUCAUCAGGCACCUGUGGAUUAAAUCACAUACUGGCAUAUUUAAGCUGAAUGUCAGUCUGAAAAAUAAAUGUACUAUAUUAACUCAAAUACCACUCUCUGUGUAGGUAUUUUGUCAUAUGUUUAAGAAAAAGCUAAAGAGGAUGGAAAUCCUAUGACAAUAACUCAAGUCUUUCUUCAAAGUGCACGCAGUCUCUUGCAGUACCUCAUUCAGCCAAGUAUUUGUUCUCUUCCUCAUUCAGUAUAAGGCAGCUUUCAAUUUGCUUAGAAGGCAACAUUAGAAGGUUAGAGUUCAGCAGAAAGAUAGAAUUUUAAAAUGUGAGUUCAACUGAAUAAAUUUGAAUUUCUGUGGGAAGUAAAGAAUCAAAAUACCUAUUUAAAGACUGCAAUAUAUGAUAAUUAUUUUUAAAGUAAUAGAUUAAACCUGAUAGGUUUUCCUGAAAUGAAAAGCAAUCAGUUCUAAAACCAAAGCUGAUUUUUAGAAAAUGUGAAAAUGUAAAUCAACCCUAUCCAAAAUAGAUUCUCUAAAACUUUAUCUUACAGUCACUUUCAAAUAACUAUUCAAAAAUGUAACUGCUAUAUUAAUGUCUUAAAAUAAUUUAAAACAUUUUAAAAUACGAAUACUGUAGCUUAAAACAAAGAAUCUAGGGGAAGGAAAAGUAGAGAAAGAAAUGCCAAUUCCAGUCCAAGCUGUAUUUGCCAAGUUUUCUUAGAAUGACUUUUACCGAUUUAUGAAUUCUUAUACACAGAAUGCAUGAUGGAAAUACUGAUUUUUGUCUAAAGUGGCAUUAUUGACUGCUUCUGUGAUGCUACUGCAAUGUAAUAAAUUAUUAGAUUGUUUCAAGGUGC
Molecule: messenger RNA, 4861 nt
Organism: Pan troglodytes (chimpanzee)
Lineage: Eukaryota; Metazoa; Chordata; Mammalia; Primates; Hominidae
Product: golgin subfamily A member 6-like protein 10
Source: RefSeq, a predicted model, not a curated record